GCAAUUAACCAUUUUAAAGAUGGCGGAAAGUUGAAAACUUUCAAAGAACAGAAAGAAAUAUGAUUCUAUUUCGGUAAAACCAGGCUACAAAGAAUGAACCGAUCAAAGUUGUACAAUGCAACUCUACCUUUGAGUGUUGAUGACAGCUUGAACACGGAUAAAUUACAGAUGGAUCUAAACUCUGGACCCUACCUAGAGUACCCCGAUGGGACGGUGCCAAUGGUAACAAAGAUGAACACAGGGCGAAUGUCACCAGUUCGGUCCAGGACCAUGAAGGAAUAUGACACACAAAUAACAGACCUGAAGAAGGAGAACUUUAAUUUAAAACUGAGGAUUUAUUUUAUGGAGGAGAGAAUGCAACAGAGGCUUGGAGAUGGGGACGAUGUGUUCAAAAUUAAUAUUGAACUGAAAGUAGAGGUGGAGACUUUAAAGAAGGAACUGAAAGAAAAACAAGAAUUAUUGAAAAAGGCCUCGGAAGCCAUAGAAACAUUGUCCACCAAACGUGAAGAAGACUUGCAAGAAAUGAGACGAGAAAUGGAGGAAGAAAUGAGCGAGGUCAGGCAGAAACUGGAGGAGGAAGUGGAGUGUAAAAAGAAGGAGGUGGAAGCUUCCCAGAAGUCCCUACAGGAAGCUACCCAUCAGCUGGCUGACCUGGAGAACCGGAAUGAACAACUCCUGAUGGAGAUCCGGCAUCUGGAACAGUCCAAAGAAAUCCAGAUGCAGUCAUUAAAGGAAGAUUUGGAUGCACAAAGAAGGGAGCUGGAAGCUCAAAUUGAAGAGAAUCAGAAAAACUUGGGGCAGGCAGACCAUCUUCAGAGGAUGAAAGAGGACCUUGAGGAAAAGGUUGAAAUGUUAGAGAAGGAGUUGUCACGCAAAGAUCGGGAUAUGGAGCAUUUGUCUUGUAUUGUCAAAGACACCACACAGGUAGAAAGUGAGUCCUUCCUGGCCCCCCGCCAUCUACAGGAUGAGGUGGAUGAUCAGAGAUCUGAAUUAGAAACUUUGAAAACUAAAGUGGAGGAUCUGAAGGAAGAUGCCAACAAAAAGAAUGAAAUGAUUGGAAAACUUGAAGAUCUGUUGAAAGCAAAUGAAGAAGAAAAGAAAGAUGCUCUGAAGAAAUUAAAAGAGGCAGACAACAAAUUAAAAAAGCAUGAAGACUUACAGCCAGUGUGGGACUCCACUGUUAAAGGUCUACAUCAGGACCUCAGGAAGAGAAAUAAAGAGGUCGAUGACUUGAAGGAUAAACUAGAGAGAAAGGAAGAGGAGCUCAGACAGUGUAAGGAUGAACUCCACACCCUGUCUGUUCAGAAACAGAAGGAGGUAGACAAACAGCAUGAGGACCUCACGUUUUUAGAAGACAGUUUGUCCAGCAUGAAACUGCAUCUCAAAGAACGGGAGCUGGAAGUCGAGAAUUUGCUGAAAACUCUGGGUAGGAAGGAGGGAGAAUUAGAGGGAUUCAAAGAGCUGCUGAACAAGGCAGAGACAGCACUAAGGCAGAGCGAAGAUGCUGUGCAGGACCUGCAGUGUCAGCUGAGGAAAGAGAAGGAAAUAGCUUCAGAGGAUUACAGAUCUCAACAUUUGAAGUUCAAGAUUGAUGACUUGGAGGCCCAGCUUCAAACCAAGGAUAAGAUCAUACAACAGCUAACAGACAGUUUGAAGGAUAAAGAGAGACAGAUGCAGCAGUGUAUGGAGAUCUUCAGACCCACCCCACAGAAUACAAUCUCUGUUGAUGCAUACAACAUAAUUCGUAAAUCUCUUGAAUUUGUUUUUCAAUGUCAGGAGGCUUUGAAUGAGAGGAUGAAACUAGCGGAUGACAAGGAUGCUGAAAUCCGACAACUGAGACGUGAGAUUCGUGACAAAGAGCAUGAGAUGGAGCGAGCCAAUCAGAUGUUACUGACGGCAGAACAGACCAUUGAGUGCCUUGAGAAAGAAGGAGAUGAGAAAGACAAGACUUUAAAACAGCUGACAAACUCACUUAAGGCAUCCCAGAAAUCUCUACAGGAUGCUUUAGAAGAUCACAAAGAAGAGAUAAAAAAGAAAGAAAAUGAGAUUGAAAGGUUGAAGAAAGGAAUUAAACUUCCAGAAGCUGAACUCCAAGAAUCAGAAAAUGCCGAGACAUUGAACAGUUUGUUGAGGAAAUUACGUGACAAGGAUGAGGCUCUACUGAAACAAGCGGAGAAACACGACACUGAAAUGAACAAGCUAGACAAGGAAAUUCACAAUCUCAAAACUGAGCUGGCUCAAGUCCAGAGGGAGCUGCAGUCAGUGGAAAACAGGUGUGGUUGGUCUGAGAAAAGGAAUCAAGACACUUUAGAUGAUUUGAGAGAGACACUUAAGGAAAAAGAUAAAGUCAUUGAGGCCUUAGUUGCCAGUGGACAAGAGAAGGAGAGAUUAAUUGUUGAUUUACGAGGUUUGCACUCAAACACAGACACUGUUAGCCUCCAGUUCCAGAUAGAAAAACUCAAAAAUGAACUUCAGGACAAAAAUGAUUUACUCGAUUCAUGGACGUUUGAUGAAAACGAACAAGUUAUCAGUCGAAGAAUAGAGAAUCUUCAAUCUGAGCUGGAAGCUGCAAGAGACGAUCUUCAACAGGCUCUGAAGAGAGAAGAAAUCUUAAGAAAGGAGUUGAAUGAUCUCAAACAGAAGGAAGGUCCAGCCCAAGUCAGAGGGGGAGAGAAUCACAAAGUGGAGAUAGAAGUACGUAACGUCUGUGAACAUCACUCAGGCACCAGUCCAGGAAAGGCAGAGAAUGUGUCAAUAGAGGAAGGUCAAAAGUUGAAAGAAACUCUGGAAAAACAGCUCUCAGAGCUAAAACAGCUGGGUGAUACAAUAAAGAAAGAGAGACAGAUCAUCCUAAACUUGAAUGAAAACGAACCCCAACUAAGUGGUGCAAUCCAUGAGGAUUUGUGCAAGGAAUUAAAGACCGUGCGAGAUUUGCGAAGAGAUUUGGAGGAGGUUUUGGACAAAAAUAACAAAAUGACUCUAAACUUGGAACAGCAGUACUUACUGUAUAAUAGAAGGUUUACUGAUGAUUAUACAACGGGAAUUAUGAGUGAGCUGAACUCGGACUUAGAUUCUUUAAAGAGGGAGCUGGAACAGAAAAAAGUGGAAAAUAACACACUGUUGGCCCAGUUGUAUGACAUCAAGUAUAGCCACAGGGACCAUGAUGCCAUGCCUGUGUCGGGACAGACAUCGCCGCGGAGCGAGACACGAUGGAGCAUGGCGUCUAGUUCAAGUUCCUCCUCUUCUUCACCGGAGUUUGACGUCCCCCUGAAUCGGCAGACGCUGUCUGACAUGAGCGCCCCUAUGUUGCGGAGGUACAUCAGGCAGAUCCAGAAACAGCUGGAUAGUUCUGCCCGCGAGAAAGACGAACUGCAAGAAAGGUUGAACCUCUCGCAGAGGGUGAACGCUCGGGAAAUUCCUGGGACAAACGAGGACGACUUCAACAGUGUUCCUCAUCUCAGAAUGGAGGUUCAGAGCUUGAAAGGCAAAUUGGCAGCGGUAGAGAUUGAUCUGAAGGUGUUACGGCAGAAGUUUGGAUUGGACAAGGACAUGCCUUGUAAAUAUACUGAACUUCCCUAUGUGCCUGAUCUACAGAGGGAAAAUGUCAAACUGAGAAACGAUUACAGGAAUGCGCUGGAUAAAGUCUCUUCUCUGCAAGAACAAAUUGACAGUUCCUUAAAAUCGCAGAAAGAAAAAUUGGAUAAAUUCAGUCAAACAGUGGCUUGGAGUGGUAUGAUGCCACCCCUUGGGCCCAAAUCAACCGAUCUGAAGUGUCAAAACAAAAAGGUCCCUAGUCAGAUACCCAGGCUCCACAAACCUGGACAUCCUGUCAACGGGGAUCUCUCUCAUCUUCAGAAACCAGAAAUCCUCAGAGAAAUGUUGUCUGAGUCUAAAAAUAGAAUCAGUGACCUGGAGGCCAAGUUAGAGGCUACUGAGGGGACAGUCAGAAUUCAGACACAAAAAAUGAAGCACUACAAAUCCAUCCUGGAAGAACAUGGCCUGAUGGCCAAAAGUCCAUGCAUCAGCCGCUCUCAUAGUGAGACCAACCUGGCUGCUGCCACGGCAACUACCUCCAAGAUACCUGUCCGAAAAAGAGCCAUGUCAAUAGAGCAGCUGAAUGCUGUGGGGAAAUCUGAUUUAGAAGGGCAGAAGAGACACGGCAGUGACAGUAGUGAGGGUUCCCAGGAGAGCACGCUGCUUCCCUCCCAGACCUUACUGGACCUUCAGGAGAGGAUGACCUACUUACAACAAAGCCUGCAGGAGACCAAGAACAACAACUCUGAACUGCAGCAAAAACUCCAGGCCAAGCAACACUCAGACCAAACCAUCGCAGAGUUAAAAUUCCAGCUCGGACAGAGCAGAGAGACAAUUGUGGCCCUGGAAAAGCAGCUGAAGUCUUAUCAAGGGUCUUCUAUGCAAGAAGUGCUGGAACUGCAGAGAGAUGAGAUAGCUGUUUUAAGAAAAAGGUUGUGUGAUUCACAGAAUUCAUGUGUUCAGUUAAAUCGUUGGUUGGGUGAGUUGAGUGUGUAUCUGGAUGGGCUAACGGAAGAAGGGUAUGGCAGCAUCAAACUGAAAGUCCAACAGACACAAAAGGUGGCUAAGUCACUCACACAUCUUCUAGAUUCAGAUAGUGAUGACUCAGGGAAUGAAGGAGGUAAACUUUUAAGUGGAAGUCAUUCACCAGUGAAAUCUCCAAAGAGAGAGGCAAAAAGACUUGCUGCAGAGUUGGAAGUCAAAGAAACAGAAAUAAACUCAUUGAAAGAGGAACUGGAAGAAAAGAAAGCUUUCAUUGAUAGAUUAAACACCAAUCUACUGAUAGCUCAGAGGCAGUUACUGAACUGGCAGGACUAUGGAAAGGGAUCCUCCACUUCUGGUACGAGUGCAGCUGACGGAAAUGUCUUCGAAAGCCGUCACCAGAGACCAAGGGAUGUCUUCCUUAGAGACAGUCUGUCUCCUGCUUCUCAGACAUCAAACAGACUGCCUGGGGAUCACGAGAUUUCUAUAGAGAAAGUGAGACACAGUAGUGAGAGGACUCAGAGUUCUAGGAGGUCUUCUGAUGAUAUAGAGGUGCAGGACACCACAGUGACAUCCACACAUACACAAGGUUCUGUGCAUUCUCACAAAGAACCAGUCAGUGGUAAGGCUGAUCAGGUGGACUUUGGACCCAAUGUCACUACCCCUCUAGGACUGUAUACUUUUAACUCUGAUGAGCGUUUGUACGGGAAUGCCAGAUUUGCUGAUCGAGACAUGUUUGAUCAGAGUCUGCCCGUGAACGGACAUGGUGAGAUGACUUUCAUGGAAAAUAGGGAUUUCUUUGAAAAUGUGAGCAGGUACAGUGAGUUGGAUGACACUCGAGUGACUCAGCGAUCAAGUUUCAUGAACAGGAGUGUGACUGUUCAGUGUGAGAACCAGCAGUUGAAAUCACGAUUAAACGUGAUGGAGGACUUGAACAAGACCCUGAAGGAUGAACUUCAGGCCUACGAAAACUUGUGUUCAUCCAUUGGUAUUCAGAGCUCACCUAGGAAGUCUCCACGGAAAUCAUCAGAGGAUGGAGAUCUGCUGAGGGAGCACCUGGCGGAAAUCCGAGCCCUGCGAAUCAAGCUGGAGAAGUCCCUGAAAGACAGCGAGAAGCUGAGCCAGAAGUUACAGCAGGAUAUGGAUGAGUCCCAUACAUCAAGUAAUACUACAAAUGUGUAUAUGUACAGCCAACAUCAAGCCCAUAUAAACGAGUUACAAAGAGUCAUCGACAAGCUGAAGACACAGUUACGAGAGAAAGAAAACAGCAUCACCGAGAAAAUCACCAUCAUCAGAGAAAAAGAGAGGAUCAUCCACGAAUCCAAAACCGUCAUCUCCGAGAAAGAGAAGAGGAUCGGGGAAGUCUUACAGGAGAAGGAGGAGCAGACGCGGUGCAGUCAGCAGACGUUAGUGGUGCAGCAGAGGAGGAUAGAGAAGCAGGACGAGGCGAUACAGCAGCUGAAGGAGAAACUGGAUCUACAGGUGGAGAGUCUCCAUCAACAGGAGUCCAAACUGAAGGAACAGUACGAGGUCAUCCAGAAACAGGAACUUCUGCUGGCAGAGGUUAGGGAUAAUUUAGCCUGCAAAGAGUCAACAUUAGAGAAGCAAUAUGAGCUUCUACAGCAGCAGGACCUGCAGAUAGAUAAACAGAAAGAACUGAUAGACCAGAAGGAUAAGAGUUACCGCUCACUGGAUGAGGAACUAGAGACGGUGACCGGCCAACUCCGCCACUUACAGAGGGGCGCUGAGGGUUCAGUGGGGGACCAGGAGGGGGCGGGGAUACAGGUCCUGAGGGACAAAGUGGAGAAGCUGGAGAAGAUGGUCAGCUCCCAGAACAAGAAGAUGAAGCAGCAGGAACAAUGGUUGACAGAGAAAGACAAAACCAACUACAAACUACAGCAGAUCAGGGACAGGCUGGACGAGAACCUUAAAAAGUCGUCCAAAGAGAUCAAAAGAUUAAAAGAAGAAAUGAGGACUCUGAGAGAUCAAGUCCAGGAAAACAAAGAUCUGAACAAAACUCUGAAGCUGGAAUUAAGUGUCUACGAAAAACUGGAGAACACAGAAAAUCAAGGCUGGAGUAAUGGCAAACAGGACAGCUUUGACAUGAGAGAGUUCCUGACAGAGCUCCGCCAUCUUAGAACUCAGCUGGAGAGGUGUAUAGAGACCAACAACGAACUGAGGAAGAAAAUAGAGGAACAUCUGAACGCCAAGAGUCAGCGACAGAGGAUAUCAAAGACAAACAUCUACCACGUCAAAGACCCCAGUCCUGUUACAUCUAACAGUACGGAUGCACCCGAUGGACUGCCGAGUAUGGAGCAGAAGUCGAGUGGGUUCAAAGGUCACCAUGAGUCUGUAGAAAUUCUGAGGGGCACUGCUGAUCAAGAUUCCAUGAAAAGUCUGUCUCAGGAUUCAUGUAUCAGCGAUUGUGCCUCAGGAACAUCAUCAGAUCUGGGAAAACCUGGAUUUGGAAUAGCCACAUGGCCGCUGACAGCUGACAAUCCCCUGAAGGCCCUAGAGAGUAUGUCUAGUCCAGGGGGUACCUUCCAUAGGACACACCUCAGUAUGGCAUCGUCCAGGCUCCACCAGUCUGACGGAAAUCUGUCCUACUACGUACAGGACUCACCCAGUGUACUAGCUGACAUGACAUCCCAGAAGGUGGACUCAGAUCUAAGAACUCUGUUUGCCAUUGGAAAACUGGAUGAUUUUGAAAAGCUGAAGAAAGAAAACGGAGAAUGUGUGGUUGUGCUUAGAGGAAUCGAGGCCCGCAUUAAUGACAGGUUGAAGAUCUUCCGCAAUAUGUCUCCCAGGGAGAGUAUGGAGUACAGUACCCUGAAGGAACUCUCCCUGAGUGUGGAGAAUCUACGGAUCUGUCUGAAUGAGGAAAAGUCCCUCCUCAGCUGUUUCUGGACCAGCUCUCUCCCCAAGGAAGGCGUGGAGUCCAAGCUUAUGUUUGAGAAUGAAUCCCUGAAAAAUGAGAUAACAGCAAUCCGGUCCAAAUACUCGUUUCUGACUCAGUUUGUUCAGAGUGCUGAGGAGAGACUCCAUGCCACGAAUCAACAGAAACAAAACAUGGAGGAUUUCAUCUACAGGCAAUUAAAAAAGACUACCAAAGUAAUGGUGCAUGCCCGUGGAAACUUUGAGAAAAAGUUGCUGCAUUCCGGACCAGAAGAGAAAUCCGAAAGUCAAAAAAAGUCUCGCGGAUAUAAAGGAGACCCGUCAGUGUAUACCGAUAAAUAACAAUCACGAACAGGUGCACCGUGUGUACCAGUAGGGGAACAGUGAGUAACAAACUCUGGAAAACGUCAUCCGAAAAAUGUUCAGUGCAGUUUCUCUAAUCGAUGAAAUAUGCAUAAACAUUGAAGCAUUUGUGACACACUGGUAUUCAUGUGUAAACAGAGUGCAAGAAGAUAAAGACAAUCAGCAGCAUAAAUCUUCCAUUAAUUAACUCAUUAUAAUGCCUGCAGUAGUCCCUGCACUGCCAGCAGUUCAUCUAGGAAAAAAAAGUCUGGAUAUUUAAAGUAAGACAAGGUAUCUUGUCUUAUAUAUAAGUGUAUUAAAAGAACUGGAGCAUGCUUCAGUAUUAUACAGUGACAAAUUUAUCUGAUGUGCCAAUGUCAUAUAUAAUUUGUGUUGUUUUUCGCAUGUUGUGUUAAUUAUAUUUUUUUUUGAUCACUUAAUUUAAAUCACUGCAUUUAUACCAUUAUCUCUUUCUUCAGUUUAAAUGCAUUUUUUUAAUUACUGCAAUCAUUUACUCAUAUAGUGGGACCAAGUGUAUUUGGUAGAAAACAGACAUUUUGAUACAUUUUCAUGAACAUCUGUUGAAUUUUUUUUUAUCAUAAAUGAAGCUGAUAUAGUUAAUUCAGCGCGUCUUCCUGUACAGAGAUUGAAAUAUCUCAUGUGCAAUAAAUCUGUACUUAUUAAAAGCAUAUGCUGAACCAGGGCUUAUCUCAACCCUGGUAAUGCGUGCACAUAUUUAUUUGUAAAUGUCAUUUGAUGAGAGACAUUUUAAAGCAGUGGAAAUAUUUUUGUGUUAAUUUAUUCUAUAGAAGAGAACAGCUUGUUAAAAGAGGAAAUACUUAUAAAUCAAAUAUUUUGUCUUUUAUCAAAAAUUGAAUAAAAGAAUUGAAAGACUG
Messenger RNA from Saccostrea cuccullata (small rock oyster), 8648 nucleotides. Its product is annotated as golgin subfamily A member 4-like. Gene Ontology annotation, molecular function: molecular adaptor activity. Bases 94 to 7752 code for a protein of 2552 amino acids. Gene Ontology annotation, biological process: centrosome cycle; regulation of Golgi organization; positive regulation of microtubule nucleation. Lineage: Eukaryota; Metazoa; Mollusca; Bivalvia; Ostreida; Ostreidae. The transcript has 43 exons. Gene Ontology annotation, cellular component: centrosome; Golgi apparatus. The record is from RefSeq and is a predicted model, not a curated record.